AUGGCGGACAGUUCUAAUUUUGUGAGCUCUACAAAAUUCCAUCAAAAUAUCCCGAAAAUAUGGAACGCUAAAGAAAUUUGUAAUCAUAUAACUUCUUCCAACUUAAGUUAUGAUAGUAAACGAAUUAAAUGGAUUGGAACUUUUGAUAUAUUGCAGAAAUUUGUCGAAUGCGAUCUUAAAUUGGAUGGCAAAUGGUCUUCGCCAGGCGGUUGUUCGAAAAAGUUUACGUGCUAUAAUCUAGAUAUAUCAAUAACUUGGUACCCCAAGAAACUAAAUACCCUCGUAUUUCACGGUGAGGAAAGCUCGGGUUUGGUUGACGCGUUAAUAAAUGUGUGUGCAGAGGCAAUCUCUGAAGACGACGGUUUAUCAAACAAUGUAUGUGUGUCGGCCAUACAUAGUUCGAUUGCAACUAUAAACCCAGCUGUUGAUGAACCCGAACAGAUGUCUAAUCACUGUAUUAAGGACUUUGAACAAACUGAUAAUCAUCAAAAGGUCAGUAUAGAGCAUGAUUUCAAACUUGGCUGUCAGUGUAGAAUUUUAGCUGCUGAUUUGGAGGGAGUUAAGCUCGAUAUAGCAAUCAUGUGCAGGGACAUAGAAACUAAGUUUCUUGCAGCUUACAAUUCACGGGAUAGUGAUAGUGAACAAAUAAGUGAACUUAAACACGAGCUUCUUAAGGAAAAGGAGAAAUGUAGUCAGUUGGAGGCUGAUAUAUCUAUUUUGGUUCGAGGAAGGAAUAGGGAGAUAAACGAAUUAAAAAAUACCAUUACCUGUCUCGAAAACAAACUUAAAUCAAGCGAUGUCAUAAAUAAAUCUCUAAGACAAUCGCUAAUGCAAAUUAAUUCAGAAAAAUUCAAUGGUGUAUUGAGUGCCGAACAAAGCCUGUCAAACCAACCUGAACAAAUUAAUACUUAUAACUGCAUCAUAGACACUGUGGUGUAUUGA
This is a messenger RNA of Paramuricea clavata, 942 nucleotides long. Lineage: Eukaryota; Metazoa; Cnidaria; Anthozoa; Malacalcyonacea; Plexauridae. The record is from the annotation of a GenBank genome assembly.